Frieseomelitta varia is the source of this 4949-nucleotide messenger RNA. Its product is annotated as dual specificity protein phosphatase 10-like. Lineage: Eukaryota; Metazoa; Arthropoda; Insecta; Hymenoptera; Apidae. Gene Ontology annotation, biological process: protein dephosphorylation; negative regulation of MAPK cascade. The transcript is spliced from 4 exons. The record is from RefSeq and is a predicted model, not a curated record. Gene Ontology annotation, cellular component: cytosol; cytoplasm. The coding region runs from base 394 to 1170 and encodes 258 amino acids. Gene Ontology annotation, molecular function: protein tyrosine/threonine phosphatase activity; MAP kinase tyrosine/serine/threonine phosphatase activity.
CAGUCUCCCGCCAACAAGCAAAAGGGCAAGCGCCGCUUUUGCCACGUAUCUGUCUGUAUCCCUGUUCCAUCGUGGAACAUCGUCAAACACGCUUUCGUCGCGGUGUCGCGCUAUAUCCAACCGGGGAAAAAAAAAGAAAAGAGAGUUCAGAUCGUCGAAGCUCCUCUGUGUACUCGAUCCGGUUGACCCGGUUGAUUGGCAAGAACGAGAGGGCCGCCGUCUAUCUUUCUCUCUCGUGCGCGCGAUCCUCGUUUUGCGUAACACAGGCCGAAAAAAUUCUCGUCGAGAGUGAUCUCCUCGUUCGUCUUUCUUGUCGAACAGUCGCGCGUGUGUCAAAUGGUGAGGUGAGAGCCACCCUAGAGAAUCGUGGAGGGAAUCUCGCAUAACUCGAACAUGAGAAUGAAGAAGGAAGCGCCGUGUCUCGUGCUGAGGCUGGUCCCUCUGGAGAACCUCGAACCAUGGGGUGGACACAAGGAGUUUCAUAGGCGGCACAGGGAUCUCUGCGAGGACACGCUUCUCCCAACAGUCGCAGCUGGCCCAUCCACGGUCGCUGGUUGUUCCAGUCCAGGGCCAGGUUGUCCGGUGUUGAGUCUGUCUGGGCCACCGACCCCCCAACCCGCGGACAUCGAUAGUCACCCAGCCUCGAGGGUUCUCCCGUUCCUCUAUCUUGGAAACGGCAGGGACGCGGCCGAUCUGCAGCUUCUUCGCGCAUUGGGCGCCACCAGGGUCCUCAACGUCACUUCGCAGCUGCCCGGAUACCACGAGGAGAGGGGCAUCACGUACAGGCAGAUCCCUGCCACGGAUUCUGGCCAUCAGAACCUUAAACAGUACUUCGAGGAGGCAUUCGACUUCAUCGAGGAAGCCCGGAAGGCCGGAAGCAGCGUGUUAGUGCACUGUCAGGCAGGAGUGUCGCGCAGCGCGACGAUCGCGAUCGCGUACAUAAUGCGGCACAAGGGCCUGUCCAUGGUGGAGGCGUACAAACUUGUGAAGAACGCCCGACCAAUCAUCAGCCCGAACCUGAACUUCAUGGGGCAAUUGUUGGAGCUCGAACAGGGUUUGAGGGCGUCCGGCGGUGUGGCUGCCGCCCCGGAGGAACCGAAGGGUUGCCACCAGUGUCGUUGGUCUCAUCAGCAGAACAACGAGGAGGUAACUUCCGGUUGCAGCGUCUGAGCCGAGCGAGAUCGCCAAGCAACAAUCGCGAGCGAUGAUUAUUUCGCUCGUGUCACUGGAUCGACGAAAACAGAAAAUAGAAGAAAGAGAGAGAGAGAGAGAGAGAGAGAGAGAGAGAGAGAGAGAGAGAGAAAGAGCCCACGCUCGACGUUUCGCGUCGCAAGGACGAAGGUCGAAAGACACACUCUACACAUAUCCUACACGUAUAUAUCCGUUGAAACAAACCGAAGUCGUCGUUCUUCCUGUUUCACGUGCGAAGAACUUGGAUACCAUUAACUUGUUACACGUGCCUUGGCGAGAUCGGCCCUAGAAACGGGAAAAGGCUGAUUUACAGAGAGACACUUUAUUUCUAUUAUCGAGUAACUUAUUCAGUGAAAAAAAAAAAAAAAAGAAAAAAAAAGGAUGAGGACGUUCUAGAAGAGGGAGGAGAUGCGAGAGAACGCGUGGUUGACUUUCGAACGGCGAAGGAAGAGACGACGCGAAAGGUGUGAAAAGUAAAACUUGCGCGCGUCGUCCUCCAUUUUGGUACCGGAGGACCAAGCACGAUGGCGCACCGAGUUUCUUCCCCCGUGUUGUUCGUCAACAACGCGUUGAACUCCCUCGUAUAAUUAUUUAUAUCCGUUGAAAAAGAAGGAUGGAAGAGUCGAGGGACGUUCGUGGCGGCGUUCGUUAACGGAAGCUUCGUGCAAUCGUCGCGAGGAAAGAGACGGUGUACUUACGCGACAGUGUUCCGUAGUUUUUUUUAUUGGUACAAAGUAUAUAUACGUGGUUGAGAGGCCUCGUUGGUCAGAGGAUGUCGUCGCGAUUAUUUUCUUUUCUUUCUUCCUUUUUUCUUUUUCUUCUCUUUCCCUUGGGCAGUCGAUUGCAGUAGCGAGAGUAUGUAUAAUAUUUGAUUUGAACGCGAUGAUACACAGUGUUACACUUUUCUUGGAAAUAUCUACGCGUUUGUAUAAUUUAUAAAAUCGAUUUUAUCUUUUCGUCCCUUCUAAAUGUAUCUCGUUUGUUUUGUUCUCUUUCUUCUUUUCUUCUUCUUUUUUUCUUUUUUAAAUGUGAAUUGUCCUCGUUUAAUUUAAUUUUUGGCCGCGGUCCUUCACUUUUCAAAUGUGUUCGAAGAAUAAUCAUUUCGUAUUUAAGGACGUCGCUUCAGUGACACUGUUACGCACGAGGAAGCAUCGAACCGGAAGCGUACGAUCGAGCGAUUGCGCCCAAAGUACAUCUUGUGGUAUUAUCACUUUGCCAUGGAAAUGCCGCGCGCGCGUAAAAUGAAAAAAGGUGGGAUGAAUGUACGUCAAUUGCGAUCAAUAAUAACUAUGUUUGCGUUUCUUUUUUUUUUUUUUUUUUUUCUUUUUUGCCUUUUGCCUAUUUGUAUCACUGUAUUCGUCAUAUUACUUUAUUCGAUAGCGAAGUGAUUUAUAUUUGAUAAAAUAAUAUAUCGUUAACCGGAAUUAGCUUAACCACUGAGCUCCGUAGCAUUUAAGGAUCUGGUUGAGAUCCAACCAUCGUGAUCUAGUCGUUUGUUGGAAUGUAUAAUUUGAUGAUGAUGAUAUGUAAUGUACGAAAGAGAGAGCGAGAGAAAGUUCAAAUAAUUCCCCCGCCCCCCUCCCAUCCCCAGCCCCGCCAACUAAAAUUAGAUUAAUGUUAAGAAUGUCGUCGACAACUCGAGGGACAAGGCGUAAACGCGAUUUCAGAAACGUAAUCAAGAUGCCAAAACACGGACUUUUAGUUCGGAUUCGACGAGUUUUCAGGCUCAUGUUCUAUGUAAUAACCAAAAUUGCUACGUUUUCUCGACUUUGUACAUAAGAAAUAAAUGUUGACGCACGAGGUGCGAAUCGAUGAUACCUUGGAUACCGUUCUGCUCGUAUAAAUAAACGAUAAUAAAUUCAAGUAACUCGCAACAUCACCCCGAAAAUGCUUCUGUCGGGCUUUCGUUGGAACGUUUCGCCGAUAACGUAAAAACAAUCGACGAAAAUUGAACUCGACUCGACGUCGUGCAAAACUUGAACUUUCAUCUUUUUUUUUUCGAUCGAACGGGUUCAUCGUAUUUGAAGAUUGUUUGAUAUCGACGUGUGUGCAGUCUUUGGACGAAGAGAGGUAUUGCAAGAAAGGAAAUGCUUUCAUUCGAAACACUUCCGUCAUUUUAAUCGUUCCUUCUUGGGAACCGGCAAGUACAAGAUAUCGAUCGUCCAGCGCAGAUGAAAAACGGGGGAAAAAAAUAAGAAGAGAGAAUCGUGUGCGCAGUUCGUUUCAAUCGUCGAGAUACCUCGAGCAACGGCCUAAACAGGACGUUGAUUUAAAAAGGGGGGAGGGGGGGGGGAAGUACACCGUGAAACAUGUGCGAAAAAGUAACUGUACGACGCGACAAUCGCCGCGGUUAAAUCAAACCGAGCAGCUGUUCAAAAGAGGAAGAAAAAAAAAAAGUCGCUUAAACCGAUAUAUGCCUUUCUACUAGUUAGAGAGACUCAAACUGUUGACAAUAAAAGCUUGACAAGAGAAAGAGAGACCUGCUGUGCGUGAAAAGGGAAAAUAUAUAGGUUCGCGUCAUAUAUGUUUAUAUAUAUAUAUAUAUGUUCACGUUAUAUAUAAAUAUAUAUAUAUAUUAUAUACAUGUGGAUGUGCGUGUGUGUAUGUGUGCGUGUGUGUGUGAGUGUGUGUAUAGCAUAACGAGGCAGAGCAAGUUCCUUCAGAUUCUCUAAUUCUCUCGAAGAAACAUAUCAAAGAAACGUCGCCUUUCAUUCUUUCCUGUUUCUUCUUUCCGUUUUCCGUUUUCCGUCGCAAGCAAGAGCGAAAUGUCACGCUCGAAGGGAACAAUUUCUGUUCACAUCUCCUGUAACAGAAUUGGGCGCCGUCUUAGGCUUCGCGUAGAGGCCAUGUAAAAAAAAGUGUUAGCGAGAUAGUAUUGUAAAUAUUCACCGAUCAAAGACACAAAGGCGAUCGCGAAGGAAUCCGCGCGUAGUUGAGGCAGAGAAAGGGAGAGAGACCGAUCGGCGUCGUGUAAUGAAACAAACAAAAAAAAAAAAAAAAAAAAAAAAGAACGCUCUGUUCGAUAGGGAGAGAGAGAGAGAGAGAGAGAAGCAGAGAGCUACGAGCGUAGUACCUGUUGCAUCACGAGAACGUACGACACGUACGUAGCGUCUACUAGGUUGUUGGAAGAGCCUCAACAAUAAAAAUGUAUGUCGACCUGCGAUAAAUAAGCCGCUGUUGCCGUGCAGCGAUAAAAAUAGUGCUCGGUGCAAUCUUGUAUACUGGAACUGGUAAAGGCAGACCCGUAGGAUUGUUAGACGUCCUUGUCGCAUUACCAUUCUGUCGCAAUUAAGAUAACCUGGAAGAUAAAGCUUAUUGCUAACGUCACGCGGUCGAACAAGUUCCUAACUGAAAGACCAUCUUGCCUGCCGCUACGUAUUUUGAACCUUGCUUGUUUAGCCAGUUCUGCUCUUCACGCGAGAUCUGAAACCCUUCACCGGGUUAUGAUUUUUUCUUAUCGUGGAUCGAUGUAUUCUUUUAUUGCCAACGUUUUUCUGCAUCGGUAUGCACGCAUCAGGAUUGCGUACACACACUUCUCUUGGGAUGGUUAGUAGAUGCUGCACCGAGUUAAUCAAUCGUUUUUUUUUGUUUUUUUUUUCUUUUUUUUUUUUUGCGGAAGCGUCGCCGUACGAUCGGAUGCCUUUUUUUUUCGUUUUUUCAAUGUACAGUUACAUAUAACGUGAAAUAAUUGUGCAUACGCGAGGACAACUAUUGUAUCAUAUCAAAAUUUAGUUAUUUUAUGAAUAAAAGUAUAAACC